AUGACUUCUUCAGCAGAGGCACAGUUGAGUUACGUUCACGGUGCAUCGACGGUGCCUCUGAUCUACGAUACCAUCGGAGAACGACUUCGGAAGGCGGCCAGAGAGGUAAACAUAGCAUUCAAGUUGUUUUUUUCAUAUUACCAUUCUAAUAACAAUACCUUUAUUGCAGAAUCCAGACAGAGAAUUUGUAAUCUUCAGAAAAGAUGGAAUCCGGAAAACUUAUGAAGAAGUCCUUGAAGAUGUAAGUAAAAGUUGGCAAAACAAUUGCUAUUACAGUUUGGGUACAACUGUUUUUGCACUUUUCGUAGUUAUUUUUGGUUACGUAACAGAUCAAGGAACGUUUCCUCUUAUCUCCGUCCCUUCUGCAAGUAAAUAUAGAAUGCCCCCUAACCUUAAUUCUUUCGCAAUUUUUUUUUAUUUCUUGAAGGAUUAAAUUGAUAAUGACAUAAUCUCUAAAGAAACUAUUUAAAAAUGACAUACGAAUGUUGCGGAAGUCAAGUAUAAUCUAAAAUUAUUUCAGUGCGAGAAGCUAGCCCUUGGUUUGAUUCACCUCGGUCUGGAUAAAGAAGAUCGUGUGGGGAUUUGGUCGCCCAACCACUACGAAUGGAUCGUGACCCAGUUCGCGGCGGCUCUUGCCGGCCUCAUCCUUGUCAAUGUGAACCCCAUGUAUCACUCUGAGGACUUGGCCUAUGCCAUCGACAUGGUCGGGAUCAAGGCUCUGAUCGCCCCUCCGGCGUUUAAACGGUCUCAAUAUUACAAAACUCUCUGCGAAGUCAUUCCUCAGCUCACUCGAAUGCCCGAGGGCAGAAGCGGUCUACAGUCUGAUGAGUUCCCCAAACUAAAGCAUAUUAUUAUUUUUGAUGGUGAAGAUAAAGCCUACAGGUAGGCAGAGUACGCCUCAUAGAUAAAACUGUAUUUGUACAGAGGCGCCUGGCGAUUCUCGGAUGUCCAAAAAAUGGGCACGGAAGAAGAUCGUCGCCGAAUGUCCCAACGCAAUGUCCAACCCGAUGAUCCCGCCAACAUACAAUACACUAGUGUAAGCAGUCAUGUUCAUUCGUAUAAGUCGAUUACAGGGAACCACUGGCAAACCAAAAGGAGCAACUCUAACUCAUCACAACAUCAUGAACAACGCAUAUUUCGUGGGUCGCCGAGCUGGUUACCACGAAGCCCGGACCAUCAUCUGUAUCCCCAACCCCUUGUAUCACUGCUUUGGCUGUGUGAUGGGAUCUCUGGCAGCCCUUAUGUUCAAUCAGACCUGUGUUUUCCCAGCUCCGUCUUUCGAAGCUGGAGCAGCUCUCCAUGCCAUCGCUGAAGAGAGAUGUACUGCGUGUUAUGGGACCCCUACCAUGUACAUCGACAUGUUGAAUCAUGAGGAUUACAAGAGCCUUGACUGCUCUUCCAUCAGGUCGGGGAUUGUGGCUGGAGCUCCAUGCCCUGUGGCAUUGUGUGAGCGGCUUGUGAACGAGCUGGGAAUGAAAGAUCUUCAAGUUUGUUAUGGAACUACAGAGACAAGUCCGGUCUCAUUCAUGAGCAUCCGAGAAGACGCUCCUCUGGAUCGGAUCAAGAACGUUGGGCACAUCAUGGACCAUUUGGAAGCCGUAAUCAUCGAUGAGAAUGGCGUUUGUGCACCUCGAGGACAACGUGGAGAACUUCUAGUCAGAGGACACAGUGUAAUGAGAGGAUAUUGGCAAGAUACUGAGCAAUCCCGAGCGAGUAUCACGGCUGACAGAUGGUAUCACAGUGGAGAUAUUGGGGUUAUGCAUCCAAAUGGAGCUGUCUCCAUUGUCGGACGAUCCAAGGACAUGAUCGUGAGAGGAGGAGAGAACGUUUAUCCUACAGAAGUCGAGCAAUUUCUGAUGAGACAUCACGCUGUAGAUGAGGUUCAUGUUAUUGGGGUCCCUGAUGAUCGGUUUGGAGAGGCUGUUUGUGCUUGGAUCAGGGUAAAACGAGAGGCUAUGCAUCUGAAUGUGAAGGCUGAUGACAUCGUCGACUUCUGCAGGGGAAGAGUAAGUUUUCAUUCUUUUUUGUUCACAACAAUAAAACAUGAUAAAAAAAGUAUUGUGUUAUCAUUACUCUAGAUUGCACACUACAAGAUCCCCAAAUACAUUCUCUUCAAAGAGAAACACGAAUUCCCCAUGACCGUAACCGGGAAGAUCAAGAAGUUCGAGAUGAAAGAGAAGUCCAAAUGGGAGCUCGAACUCCAGCACGUCCAGUCUCACUUCACUCAACUCGGCCAAUAA
This is a messenger RNA of Bursaphelenchus xylophilus (pine wood nematode), 2240 nucleotides long. Lineage: Eukaryota; Metazoa; Nematoda; Chromadorea; Rhabditida; Aphelenchoididae. The record is from the annotation of a GenBank genome assembly.